Messenger RNA from Branchiostoma floridae (Florida lancelet), 745 nucleotides. RefSeq names its product methyltransferase-like protein 27. NCBI's taxonomy places the organism in Eukaryota, Metazoa, Chordata, Leptocardii, Amphioxiformes, Branchiostomatidae. The record is from RefSeq and is a predicted model, not a curated record. Bases 101 to 745 code for a protein of 214 amino acids. The transcript is spliced from 5 exons.
AUGCGGAAGUACCAUGCGCAGGUCAGCAGAGCUGGUGCGAGUCCCACCUCGACAGUGCGUAGAUACUUCAGAGUUUGUAUCAUUAUAAAGAAACUUGACAAUGGCCUCGCAUAAAGACGACAUUUACCAGAAGGUCUGGAGUGUGCAGCACCCGGGUAUCAGUACCGAGGAGUCCCAGGCUUUCUACUCAACAUGGGCACCUGAGUACGACAAGGAUCUGAGCACGCCGGGACUAUACAAAGGCCCGUCUCAGGUAGCGGAGGCUCUGGCGGGGGUUUUGAGGGACAGAAAGGAUGCUCGAAUUCUGGAUGCGGCGGCGGGCACUGGACUAGUUGGCGAAGAGCUCCGGAAGCUGGAAUUCUCCAAUAUUGACGCCUUGGACGCUAACAAAGAAAUGCUGGACAUCGCCAAAACUAAGAACGUCUACAGAAAUUUAAUCCAGGACUUUUUGGGGCCCAAUCGCCUACAGGUAGCGGAUGACACCUAUGACGCCCUGUGUUGUGCCGGCUCCUUCUCGGACGGGCACCUGAAGUGCGACUGUCUGGAAGAGAUGAUAAGAAUCGUCAAGCCAGGCGGCAUGAUUUGUCUGAUUGUGAAGGAAGCAUUUCUCUUAGAGUACGGGAAGCUGGAGCCGCGCAUGUGCGAGCUGCAGGACAAGGGUCUCUGGGAGAGAGUGUCCCGUAGCGUUGCUGAGGGGUACGUGGAAAACGGCAACGGGAUCAUCUUUAUCUACAAAGUGCUGUGA